Molecule: messenger RNA, 1924 nt
Organism: Larimichthys crocea (large yellow croaker)
Lineage: Eukaryota; Metazoa; Chordata; Actinopteri; Sciaenidae
Gene: tmem129
Product: transmembrane protein 129, E3 ubiquitin protein ligase
Exons: 7
Coding region: 109-1209 (366 amino acids)
Biological process (GO): protein ubiquitination
Cellular component (GO): membrane; endoplasmic reticulum
Molecular function (GO): ubiquitin protein ligase activity
Source: RefSeq, a predicted model, not a curated record
UCCCUUAGUUGGUAGAGUCGGGUAGCGUCGCGUAGCCGAUGAAGACAUUUAUGAGGAAGUAGAGGAACGUGAAUAGCAACAGUCCUGUUAGUGAACUUAGAGCUUAGUAUGGAGAGUCCCGAGGUAACUUUUACUUUAGCCUACAUCGUGUUCUCUUUCUGUUUUGUGUGUGCGCCCAACGAAUUUCGUUCAGCCGGUUUAACCAUCCAGAAUCUGUUUUCGUCCUGGCUGGGGAGUGAGGAUGUGGGCUUCACUCAGUACCACAUCAGGAGAACCAGCAUUACCGUCCUGGUCCACUCCGCGCUGCCUUUAGGUUAUUACAUGGGGAUGUGUAUUGCUGCUCCAGAAAAAAAACUUGGAUACAUUCACCAGGUGAGUGACAGCUGGAGAGCAUUUCUCCUCCUCUCUCUCUGCCUUCAGUUGGCCAGCUGGACGCUGGUCAUUUACUGGUCCCGCUCUCACUGGAAUAACCAUCCAAUAAGCCAGGCCCUGCAGGCCCACAUACAGCCAUCUCACCCCAGCUGGGGCUCUGUGGCAGCCAACAUGAACACUGAGUUCAGACGUAUAGAUAAGUUUGCUACAGGGGUGCCUGGAGCCAGAGUUAUAGUUACCGACAACUGGGUGUUAAAGGUGACCACCUAUCAUGUCUACAUGGCUUUACAGAGUGAAUGUCAUGUGACAGUAACAGAGUCUCAACAGCACCAACUGAGUCCAGACUUGGCCUCUCCUGCACAGAUCUUGACCUUUAGAGUGGGAAGCAUCAACCCUGCUGUCAAACCUUUUGAUAUCAGGCUCAACUCUACAGAGUAUCCAGAGCUCCGAGAAAAGCUCCAUGUUCCUAUCAGAAACUCUGCCAACGUAGUGAUUGGCCACACUAUCAGUGAACUCUUCCUAGAAACCUUCAGAGCUCAGGUGGACCUCAAUCAACCAUACAUACUCCCCAGCGGACAGGAGAUAGAGCCCUGUAUCGGCUGUAUGCAGGUUCCAGCAAACACCAAACUGGUCAGACUCUGCCACAUAGAAGGAUCUGACGAUGACUCAGAGUGCCAGCAGUGUUUCUGCAGACCCAUGUGGUGUCUCUCCUGUCUGGGUCGAUGGUUUGCCAGCCGUCAAGACCAGCAAAGGCCAGAGACCUGGUUGUCCAGCAGAGUCCCCUGCCCCACCUGUAGAGCCAAAUUCUGUAUACUGGACAUCUGUAUUGUCCGCUGACAACACCCUCCAUAUAGAUCCAAAUAGCAUUUUUUUUUCCUUUGGAAAAAGCAACAUACAGCACCAAAUAUCUGGAGGGGAAAAAGUGGACAGGACACUGAAUAUUACAGUAUACAUAGUUGUUUUUUUUUUUGUUUGUUUUUUUUAAAAUAAAGACUGACAAUAUAGCAUAAUCAUAUAACAAAUUACUGUUAUUUUACCCAGUGCAAAAAUAUGCUUCCUAGCAAUUCUAUAAUCAUGACCUGAUCAGUGUACAUACAUUUCAAAAUGCUCUAAAUAGCCAAAUCAAAUGUUAUUUACCCCUGCUUAUAUCGAAAUUUAAAGGUUACCUGAUCAUUCACAUGUAUGCUCUGAGUAGGGAUAGUUAAUCAGAAACAAUUAUUUAAAUUACAUUCAUACUUGACACUUAAUAUGUCAGUCAGUGAUAAUGUUAUUCUUCAGUGCAAUGAUUUUGAGUUGUGUAAUGUAGUGUGUAGUGUAUUUGUCACUUUUAUUUCAAAUUUUUUAAGAUAUCCCUUGAGCAGUUUGAUCAGUGGAGCCAGUAGCACCAGUUUUUAUCCCAAGUUCUAGAACAUGCAAAUGCAAGCAUGCAAAGUAAAUUGGAGACAUUGUAUUUCUUUUACAUGUGAGAGUUUGUUUUCGUUAACGUAAGCUGUGAGAUUGUGUGUGCUGAGAAUUGUUAAAACAUGUUUUUAUUAAAGCUCUUGCAAACCAU